CAACUGAUGCAGCAGUAGCUGGACGGUGGGUGCGGCGGUGACACAGCGCCGUGGUAACCUUGUCCUACCGAUUACAACUCUUACAAAACCUAAGAACAUUUCGUCUUUUUCCAAGAACAUUAAAAUGAAACGUCUGUUUUUCCUCUGUUUCUUGGCGAAUUUAUUACUUGGUGACGUUGGAAGAGUACGAGCCAAGGAGCACGAACUGCAUGAAGAAAAUGCAAAGAAUGUGCCAACUGAGCAAGUGAACUUCAAGGAAGGAGAGUGUUGGCUGGAGGAGACAUGCAACAUGAUCAACGAUACACUACCAAACAUUAUCAUCCUUUUAGCUGACGACCUGGGUUAUGGCGAUCUCAGUUUUUCAGGUCAUCCCACUUCCAGGACGCCUCAGUUGGACCAGCUAGCCAGAGAGAGCAGGUUCUUCACUCAUUUCUAUGUGACCAGCCCCGUCUGCAGCCCCUCCAGGGCAUCGCUAUUGACGGGGCGGGUGCAGGUGCGAAGCGGGGUGUACCCCGGAGUGUUCACCCCAGACAACACACUUGGUCUUCCUCGCAACGAGACUACCAUUGCCACCCUCCUCAAGAAAAAGGGUUACCGGACUCAGAUAGUGGGCAAGUGGCACUUGGGUGUGGGCGCCGCCAGAGAGUAUCUACCUAUUCACUUCGGGUUCGACCAGUACCUAGGGCUGCCUUAUUCCCAAGACAUGUGUCCCUGCCGUCAGUGUUUUCCACAGGGCCAGCCCUGCUACGACCUCUGCUGGCCCUCGAAUGUUUCCUGCCCGCUCUUCAGUAAUUCGAGAAUCUUAGAGCAGCCAGCAUACCUUCCUACCCUGACACAGCGUCUGGUGGCCCAAGCAAAAGCUUUCAUCUCUGAUGCCGCCGCCUCACAACAACCAUUCUUCCUCUACUUCCCUUUCCAUCAUGUACAUCACCCACAAUUCGCCUCCGAGGAAUUCUACGGGAGGAGUGAGCGAGGAGUAUUCGGCGACGCCCUUGAUGAACUGGACUGGGCUGUAAGCGAAGUGGUUGAUCAACUCACCACUCUCGGCCUCAUCAAUUCUACUCUUCUUUGGUUCACCUCAGACAACGGACCGAGCCUGACGCGACAUGAGCGAGGAGGGUGCGCUGGGCUGCUGCGUUGUGGGAAGGGCACCACCUGGGAGGGAGGUGUCAGGGUUCCUGCCUUCGUUCAUUGGCCUCCCUACAUCACACCGGGUAAAACGUCGGGUCUGGCAUCAACACUGGAUAUACUCCCCACCCUAGCGUCUCUGGUUCACCUAGACACCUCUAACUUAACUUUGGACGGCGUCGACCUCUCGCCCCUCCUCAGGGAUCCUCUCGCUAAGAGUCCCCGUAAGAUGUACGCUAUAUACCCGCAGUCACCCCAGCAGUCCCUGGGACCCUUUGCAGUCACCAAUGGUACAUAUAAGGCUCAUUUCUACACCAUAGGGUCAGAUCUGUCGGACCCUGACAACUACGACCCUUUGUGCCCUGCCAGCCACCCCCUCACCCAUCACGACCCCCCACUCCUCUACAACCUCUACAACGACCCCGGCGAACGAUACAACUUGGCCAAUGAUUCCCUCUACCUACCGGUUAUGGAUAUGUUGAGAGAGUGGAGAGAGGAACACAUGAAGACCAUGACGUGGAUGGAGCCCAGGACCACAACCACAGACCCUUUAGCUCAGCCCUGCUGCAACCAACCCUCCUGUCAGCCCUUCCCCGAGUGCUGUGACUGCCCUGUAAUUACACAUCCCAACCACAUCAACAGCUACCACCUUCAUGAUAAACAGCCAUUUUGGAAGAGACCGUAGUUUCCGCAACCCAACAUCGCAACCAUGAAUUAAGUAUUCAGAAGAAGCCUUUAUUUGGUCAAUGUUUAUCUGUAUGUUGAGAUUUAUAAGCCCUCCAUGUCAGUAUUUUGUUCCACCCUAUCUAAAUGUCCGAACCACCUCAAACACUCCUCUUCAGCCCAAUGGAUAAUACUUUUAGUAAACCCGCACCUCCUAAUCUCCAAGCUAAGGAAUCUCUGCAGUCUUUACUUAAAGCACAAACAUAAUUGAUGUAUGGUAUAGUCGAGAAGGCAAAGAACGUUUUGACCUCUUAAUAUAUCAUUUUACCUACACGAGACUAUUAAGUAUUUGAUAAAGCCUCAUGUAAACGAAACAUUGUCUCCUGCUUGUAUGUAUCAUUUAACUAUUUUAGAGCAUAACGUUGUCCAAAUCGAGGCUUGUUCUCCAUGCUUGCGUCUUUGUCCAGCUACCACCUCUACGAUAUCUGAAGAUCUGUUUCCAAAAAUCAUGUAGUAGGUUUUGACAAUAUCAAGGGUGAAUUUGUUGGUAGUCAUCCACAUACAUAUUUUAUGAGUUCAUCAUUAACAGUGUCGCUGAGAGUAGUCGGAUUUAAGUGGGAGAUGACAAAAGCCUUGUCAUCUGCGAACAGAACAAGUUUAAGGAGAUGAGAUGCGUUGGAGAGAUCAAGAUCAAAAACUCUGUCUUGAGACACUCCUACGUCGACAAAUUGAGUUGACGAGGUUACGCUUUAAGUGGAGACGUACUGGUGUUUAUUGCUAUGACAAUGCUCUAGUUUAAGGUGCACAUGUCACUCUCCUGGCUAUACUACAAUAUAGCCCACCCUCCAACUUCAAUAUUAGUGGUCAUACCUAUGCAAAAAUAAUAAAAAAAAAAAACUUAAGGGAAAUGCUACGAUAUAUCCAGCGCUGCCAAACACAAGCCAUCCGUUUAUGUCAAUUCGUUAGUGCCGAUCAAACAUAGGUAAAUGUAGGUCAAUUUACAUUAACCUAGCCUAACAUAUAUUAUGUAAACUUUUUGUAAACACUUAGAUGGGAAAGAAUACAAGCAAACUGUU
This is a messenger RNA of Cherax quadricarinatus, 2867 nucleotides long. The record is from RefSeq and is a predicted model, not a curated record. NCBI's taxonomy places the organism in Eukaryota, Metazoa, Arthropoda, Malacostraca, Decapoda, Parastacidae.